CUGGGAGAGAGGGCCAUCUUCCUUGCGCACCCCUCACACCCCUGCUGUUUCUGGAAGUUAGAACAUUCCGAAAGUAAAAGACUGAGGAACGGCCUAGAGACUUUCUUUCUUCGGAGCCCUCCGGGAGAAAGAGGUACCACUGGGCGUGGCUGGCGGGUGUGUCCGGCCUGCUUCGCCACUGGCCAGGAGGGUCAGCCAAGCCCUAAAGGCCCUCAGCCAUCAUGGCUCUGAACCCCGAGGACGCCAGUGGUGGGUUCCACCAUCACACAGUCGUGGCCUUCAUCAACGAGAAGAUCGCCAGGCACGCGAAAGGCCCUGAGUUCUACCUGGAUAAUAUAAUCCUGUCCUGGGAGGAGGUGGAGGACAAGCUCAGGGCCAUCCUGGAGACCAGUGAGGUGCCCAGCGAGGCCAAAGAGGCCUGUGCCUGGGGCAGCCUGGCCCUGGGCGUCCGCUUUGCCCGCAGGCAGGGCCAGUUACACGGGCGCAGGGUGCAGUGGCUGCACGACUUCGCCAAACUGCACAAGUCGGCCGCACAGGCUUUGGCCUCAGACCUGAAGUUGCUCACGUCGCAACUGGAGAUGGAGCGCAAGGAGGCGGCCUUCCGCCUGCAGCUGGCCCACACCAGCCUGGCCGAGGUGCAGAAAGAACGGGACCUCCUGAGGUGGAAGCUCCUCCAGGCCGAGCUGAGGGCUCAGCCAGGGCCAGUCGCAGAGGGACCAGGCCUGGCCACUGCCGCUGGAACUGAAGGAGCAGGUGAGGAGAAAGAGGAGGCCAGCACCGCAGCUACUACUGCUACUGCUUUCGGCGCCGCAGGAGGCGGAGGAAGUCACAAGGAUGCGGAGAGGGCGGAAACAGAGGAGCUGAGUGAAGACCUUAACCUAAUGCAGCUUCUCGGAGCUGUGGACAAGAAAGAUUACACUUCUGGCAGGCAGAGGGAGGGAGAUCUCGGGUCAACAGACACAGCCAUGUAUUAUUUCCCCGAGACCCUCAAGCCCGAGCCCACCGUCUCACCGGAACCCCUCACUGUCCAGCUCCCUGCCUCAUUCACAUACUCCUACCCAUGCCCCUUGUUCCCCUUCUCAGAGGCAUCCACACCAUCCCCACCCGCAUCAUCCCCACCCACAGCAACGUUCACAGCAGCAGCUCCAUCUCCCAACUGGGGACCCUUUGAUAUUAGCUUGUGGUCCAAUAUGGGGGCCCAGGGACUAGAGCCUCAGGAACCGCAGAGAGACAGGAGAGACUCUGAUCCCCAUCAGCAGAGAAGACCUCCAGUAUUUCGCAGGCCAGGGGACUGGGACUGCCCUUGGUGUAAAGCUGUGAAUUUUUCACGGAGGGAAGUUUGCUUCCGCUGUGGGAGGGGUAUCUGGCUGCAAACCCCUCAGUGAAUUCAGAAAUAUAAAACAUAACAGAAAUAUAUCCCAAUGGGAAUUCAGUGUUCAGAGAGAGUUGGGAAAGCCGGGUGGGGGGUGGGGUGGGGGAGGGGAAGAGUAGGAGAAUAAGGUUAUGAGCUUGGGGGCAAGGGGAGGGGGAGGGGGGUGUGGAUUGACAAGGAAAGAUGAGUUUUAAUAACCUCUUUUGUAUUCCAGAGCAUUAGCAUUGAACACCCCAGAACUGCUGCAGCUUCUGUGUGUGUGUGUGUGUGUGUGUGUGUGUGUGUGUGUGUGUGUGUGUGUGUGUCUCCCCAACCCCAGUAUAUGGUGGACCUGAGCAGCCAUGUAUAUAACACCUCCCCUCCCUCCCCGCUUCCAACUAGGCUGUAGGUUCUUGGAGCAGGAGUGGACAUUUGACCCAUCCUGAGCCAAACAUAUUCUCACACUAGAGAAUCUGAACAGAGAGGCAGAUUCCAUAGUCAGGAUGGUGUUGGGCAAUGAAGCAGUGGGGUCAUUUGGGGUAGGGGCCAAGGUCAGUCAUGGACAUGGAGGAGCAGAAACGUGUGCUUUACAGAGGGCAGGUGUCUUAGAGAAUGGCAGUGUGAGGCCCCAGGGAGCAGAAAGGCACAGAGAAGCAGAGGGGAGGUAAUCCUGUGACCCAGUGAUGGAGUGUGGAAACCCAACCACUUUUCUACUUCCUGCAGUUGUGCUGAUUGAAAAUCUACUUUACACAGAUCCCCUUUUCUUUAGGCUAACUUGAGUUGAGUUCUUGUUCUGGGAAACCAAAUUAUUGGCAGGUCAGAAACGCACCAGAAGAGCAGUUGCAAACCACAGAGUGUCAAAGAAAAUGUCAGAACUGGCUGAGGAGGUGCAUCAGGCAGUGACAGGCGGUGGGGAUUCCUGCAUCCUAAGAGUCUCCAGGAAUGAACUGUACAGGAAGCUCAUUCAUCUUCUGAGUGAGUUAUUUCAUGAGAAACAGUCAAAACAGGCCUGGGGUUAACCCUCAGGGCUGCAUACACAGGAUGCCAACACCAGCUGCACAUGAGGACCACUAUCGUUCAGCCCCAGGAUAGGAGAAUCCUUCCCAGUCUCCAAGGGGCAGAACUAGGACAGUCAGAUUGAACAGGGAACUCAUGCCACUGCCAAGGAGGUGAGUCACCCACUGAUAGUGC
Sus scrofa (pig) is the source of this 2542-nucleotide messenger RNA. RefSeq names its product testis expressed 13B (gene TEX13B). NCBI's taxonomy places the organism in Eukaryota, Metazoa, Chordata, Mammalia, Artiodactyla, Suidae. Gene Ontology annotation, molecular function: mRNA binding. The record is from RefSeq and is a predicted model, not a curated record.